Molecule: messenger RNA, 2193 nt
Organism: Monosiga brevicollis MX1
Lineage: Eukaryota; Choanoflagellata; Craspedida; Salpingoecidae
Exons: 4
Coding region: 1-2193 (730 amino acids)
Biological process (GO): phosphatidylinositol phosphate biosynthetic process
Cellular component (GO): phosphatidylinositol 3-kinase complex
Molecular function (GO): 1-phosphatidylinositol-3-kinase regulator activity
Source: RefSeq, a predicted model, not a curated record
AUGAGCACCACCCCAUCCGUGGAUGUGCGUGAUACACUCUUCAACCUCGUCAUCCUGUCCCAGGCGAGCCGCAUGGACCAGCAACGGGCCUGUGGUCCUGAGCUUGGUGGCACACUCGUGUCCAACAAGGAUCUUGGCCGCGUGAAAAAGUGCGCGCAGCAGGAUCAAAAGCGCGAAGCCCGUCGACACCGCCGCGCCAACGCCGCUGCCUCCACCACCAAAACCACCAACUCUGCCCAACACUAUACUCCUUCUGCCUCGGCAGUUGGCAGUAAGCUACGCGGGCGCCAGCUCCCCACGUUGCCCUCUCAACGCGAUCUAUUGCAAAGCUUUGACUUUUACAUCGGUGAUGUCAGCCGGGCCGAGGCCAACGUCAUGCUGGGCAAGUGCGAGGACGGUACCUACCUCGUUCGCCGCUCAGCCGAUCGCUUCGUCGUCAGCAUCAUCUGGCGUGAUAAUCCCAAUCAAGACGCCGUCCUGACACACAUUCGCGUUCAUACCCCAGAAACGGCUGGGCGGCGUGGCUUUGGCCUAGCCGAGCGCGACGACUUCCCCACCAUGGAGGCGCUCGUGCAACAUUAUGAAAAUUCACCCUUCCUGUUUGCCCUUCGCUUUUGGCACUACAGCGAGCGAGACUUUCCCAGCCUGAAACCGUUCAAUCCCACGCGCAUGCUCCGCGAUUCGGCGCCCGCGAGUGCGGCGUCGACGCCGCGUCCCUCCACUAUUAGCCCAGACCUUGCGGCUCGUGGUGUUGCCCCAUCCCCCGUCCCCAUGAUGUCUACCCUGCCUGCCGGCGCAUCAUCCACAUCCAAUGCCACACCCAACACCGAGGCGCCUCGGCGAGGGCCAGCUCCGAUUCCGCCAGCUGCACCGGCACAGCCAAACCUGGGCGAUGCUGACAAACAAUACGAGGAGCCCCAGGACAUCUGCCGCAUAGCUGCCGCUGUGGCAGUUGGCACCGCCCGGGCGAACAGCUCUGCCAAGCCCACUACCACCCCCACUACUACCCAAUCCACACCAAGUCGCCGCGCCUCCCGUGCUCCAGCGCCUCUGCCAGCAGGUGUGGAGGCAGCCUCCUCCACCAUCGCCAACGUGUCACCCCUGGGUUAUGCCCCGCUCGCUCAUGCCUCGUUGCCUGUACCUCAUUGGUCGCGCUAUAUAACUUUGCCUGAUGUGUGUCUAACCCCAACAACAGAUGGAUAUGAGAUUCCCGUCCGACUCGCCGAGGCGCUGGAAGCCAAGAGAGCUGCACGAGAAGCACCGCAAGAGCUGGCGCGCACUUUGCUCGAGCAGCGACGUGGUGCCAGCAUGGACAAUUAUGCUGAAUCAGAUGUUCACUUUGAUGUACCUGGCAGGGAUAAGGAUGACUAUGGUCUGGUGCGCGAUGUUCAGGUGCGAUCCAACCUGGCAAACUCAAGCGGGCCUGCCGCGCAGCAGACACACACCCUGGCACAAGACGCCGACCUCGCAGACUACGACGAGCCGCAGCGCGUCUUUGCAGCGCAGCCCCAGCCACCACCUCGCCUCGUCUCGCAGGCGUCGUCUCGAGGCUCUUCUCUAGAGGCCGACAGCGAUGCCAACACACAUGCUCAGCCCACCCCUUCGUUGGUUGGCCCACCAGCCGACCAGCCGACCACCGGAGGAGCGUGUGCUGGUAGCGAGGAACGACCAGAAGAGCAAGUGGAUGGUUCCAAAGUGAAAAGCCCACAAGAAGCGGAAACGGAGGGGGACGCACUGCCAGCAUAUGAGUACAAUGAUUCCGCCACACUAUUAGCCAUGGGCCGGGAGCAUGCGCGGCUAGCGGCCUCACAGCGCCAUCCGUCCAAUACGGUCACAAACGUCCGACCUGAAGAUCACGACGAUCGCGCCCCUGUCCCAGCCCCUCGCACCUUGGCCCACGGCCAGGGUCUGGUUGUUCCCAUUCCUGCGACUCGCCCGAUCCUGAAUCCUCCAGCAAGCAGUGGCGUCAAGCCGAUGGCAACGUCGAGCGAAAAUGGUCUCUUGGCCAGUCCCCCUGCACCCACAUCAGGUAUCACAGAUUCUGAGCUGGAGCGACGCGAGUCCAAGUACCAAACCGCCUACAUCAAUCGCCGCCAAGUCCCACUUCCCGUGGACGGGCAAGGCACCGCGAGCCCUGAUCUUCAGCGAUCAAAGACCGUGGAGAGUUUGCAUCUCUAUGACCUGGUCUGUUGA